Molecule: messenger RNA, 4519 nt
Organism: Pelobates cultripes (western spadefoot toad)
Lineage: Eukaryota; Metazoa; Chordata; Amphibia; Anura; Pelobatidae
Source: the annotation of a GenBank genome assembly
CUUCUUGACGCCCACUGUGUGGAGAGGAGUAUGCGAGAGAGGGGAGGAGAGUCUCUCGAAGUGCAUCAGACACAGCUGUUUGGCUCGCAGUGCAGGGAGCACAGGCUUACAAGUGACACUUGGAAGCUGGAUCUCGUAGGUCACAUUGGAAGAUGCUGAGAGGGAACCACCAGCUUGCUGUCCAAAGGAGGCUCGUCGUUAAUAGAGAUACAUAGACACAAAAAUAGGUUCCUUUUCAGGCUGGCAGCGAGAACAAGGGAUCUAAAGAAAACCAGAACAAAAAGUAUUAGCUGAACAAUCAAAAAGCAAUGUUGCCAUGAACGCUUGGUCUCCACAAUCCUAUAACUUUCGGUAAAGUCCUGAUGAUUCCAUUGAAGGCCGAUUAGAAAGAUACACAGGGCUUCACUGACUGGGACAUUACUGAUGAGGCUAAUGUCAUCUGUGACGGAUCAAUAGAUGAUCGUAAACUCAGGUAAGUAGAAAGUAUAACUGUAAAUUUAAUAGAUCUAGCUUUGUAAACUUCCAUAUGAAGUUACAAUGAAUAUAUUUUAAUUAUUUUUGUUUAAGACUAAUCUUUUUUAGACUUGUCUCCUAGUGCUAUAACUGAAUCUCUGGGGCCCAAAUUGAGCAGCAGAAGGGAUUGCAGUCCCAAUAGCUGUUCCUGCUAUUCCAUCUUGUGCUCUUUGCAUAGUUUUAGCUCAGUUUCUAUGUACACACUGAAAGCUAACACCUGCCUUGUAUUUGCUUAUAUUUCCUAUAUUGAAAUAUAAUAAUAUACUAUAUAGUGGAAUGUUGGUGUGCAUACAUAGAAAGACACUGUAAGAAAUGUACGUGUGUGUGUGUGUGUGUGUCUGCGCGUGUGCGUAUGUUUAUAUAUAUAUAUAUAUAUAUAUGUAUAUAUGAUUUCCUAGGUUGUUACAUUCAAUGCUAAAUACUCGUCUUCAUAAAAAGUUGCCUAUCUAUCCCAUUCGAGCUGAUGAUACAUUAAUGUAGUCCUACGGAAGGCUAACCCUCGCUCUAUAGAGCAUAAAGCCACAUUCCUCAGUAAAGCUAAAGUCACGCUGAAAUUGAUUAUUAUUUUUUUUGCAGCCCUUGUGGUUGUAAUAUACAUUUAUCUCGGCAAUCAUCUUCAAUUUUCUCAUCAUACCAUCUCGCCAACACUUUCAUUGCAAAGGAUAUCAUUUUAAGAUUGAGAUAGGCUUUCGCACAGACUCUAUGCGUUUCAAGCAGAGACACGACUGAACGAUGCCUGGCAGGGGAUUAUCCACUAAACUCUAAAUUGUAGCAAAUUGAAAUCAGAAUGGUAAAAUUUAGCCGAUCUGGACCAAUUCUAAAACUCACCUAUAGCCAUGGCAUGGCUGGUUUAGCCUAAAUUUUGCUACAGCAGCUGAAUUCGGAAUUACAGAAUUCAGAACUACAAUUUGGAAUCCAGACAAAAAAAACCUACUCGCUUAAAUAGGUGCAAAAAAGGACCAUGUCCACUAAACAUGCUGUACAUGCUACCUUUUCGACAUGGCUCAGCGUUUGUGAAUCUGUCUGUCCUUUUGUCUUCCACAGUUUAAUAUCUAUGUACUUUUAUUCCCAUACAAUUCAGACUAACCAGCAGUGCAUUUACGCAAAGGGUUAAGGUUUUAAGGGACAGAUUAAACAAGCAAUUGCAUUAGCUAACCUACCGUACAUUAAUUUGAUUGAACCAUAAUGGGUGUAUUCACAGUGAUUAGUGAGGUGUCUCAGUGUUUACAUAGAAAAGCUAUUGCUAUUUUUCUCAAUUGCAGUGCACAUUGAUUUAACAUUAGCUCCCGCAAGAGUUUUCACAUUUAAAAGUACAGCGCUGCUGAGUAUGUUGGCGCUUUUGAAAAAGAAUAAUCUCAAUACAUGGAGUUGGAUUUACAUUUAAUUAUUAUUAACACCAUGGUACACAAGUGUGCACUACAUAAAAAAAAAAAAAGUCUAAUUUAUUAUGGUAGAACUGAAACUGUAUGUAUGGAUUAAGACAACAAAACAAUUUUAUAAACAUCAUGUUUUUUUAUUUUAUUCAUGAAUAAUUAGUUUACAUAGCUGAAAUUUUUACACUAUGAUUUUGAAUAUAUAUUUAAACAAGGUAGCAAACCGAUGUUAUGUUUUUUUUCCUUUUUUUGAUAAACUGAAUUUAUGUUGUUUUCCAUAAUCCUGUUCAAUGUUUGUCUGACUUACUUGCUAAACAUUGUGUUUCACCCCACCCUGGGACAGUAAGGGAUGUUAAACCUAAUUUUAGUAGAGACAUUUGGUUAUUGUUUAAAUGAACACCGUUAUCACCAUAACCACUGCAGUGCAAGUGUAGUUGUAAUGGUACUAGGAAGCUAUUAUUCACGUCACAAUUAAGUUUUAAAUCCUUGACUUUCAAGUGAUGUUUAUGUUAAUCUUCUUUGCCAAGGCUCCAUCCCUUACACUCUGAUGUCCUAUGGGGAAGCAUCAUUGCUCAUGCACAGACAGCUGUCCACAUACAAGAGCUAUACGGUGAACAUGCCCACAUACAUGGCUAUGCAAUCUGAAGCGUCAGGAUGAAUGCGGAAGACCGACUUCAUCUUGUGAUGUCUAUUGAAGGACGCUGGAUUCCAAGCCACUACAUCUUAAUAUGAAGCCUUAUCUGAUUAUAUCUUCCUAAAACACUGCUAUUAAUCGCACAUAUGCUUAAAUAACUUGUAACAAUUGAGACAUACCGUUACGCUAUUUGUUAUUUUUUAUUCUCCUUUUCUUUAUUAUUUUCUUUAUUACUUCAAUGUUGGAUAUUAGUUUAUAUAUAUGGAUCUCAAAACAUCUAAAUUAAUCAUCAAAAUUCAAGUUUUAAAAUAGAAAACAAAACAUGGAAAUGGUAAUGAUUUAAAAAGCAGGUUUUCAUGGACAGCUUCCAAACACCAUCACCACUACAAAAAGCUGUAGUGCUUAUGGUGUUUGGAUUAUCAUUUUAAUAUUAUAGUGCCAUCAGUUACACUACCAUUUCCUGUAACAGACAUGAUGGUAGGAGAGCUGCUUUGAAUUACUAAGCAUAUUGUCAUUAAAAUAUUUUUUCUCUCAAAGUCCAGGAUGGAAAAUUUCCGCCGUAUCCAGACAACGGAUGAAGAGGACGGAACGUGUCUACCAUUUAAAGAUCUUAGUCCAGAUGUGGUGCAGAUGAAAGUAAAAGAAGGCAGUAAGAUCAGAAAUCUUAUUGGCUACGCAGUCGCCCACAUGGGGUGCAAAGGAGGUGGACAGAUAAUUUUCAGUGCCCAUGGUCGCGCAGUGACUAAAGCUGUGACCUGCGUAGAAAUACUUAAAAGACAAAUUGGGGGUCUCCAUCAGAUAACAAAGUUGCAAUAUAAGACACUACAAGAAGUCUGGGAACAGAAGGGUCCAGGGGUUCAGAACCCAGCCCCAUGCCUUACUGUGCAAAAAAACCUCCCUUCCAUUUGUAUCCUUCUGUCUAAACUACCUCUCGAUCCCCAAGAGGAUGGUUAUCAGCCACCACAGUCCAUUGCACAUGCAGAAGUUGGGAAAAGGGAAUUUGUGGAUCAUGAAAAUCAUUUUAUAUCCAAGAAGAGCAAGCCACAGGACAGCACGGAAGUUAAUGGAUGAUAUUGACUUUAUAAAAUUGUUUCUGCAAUACGACCUAAAGCAAAACCAGAACAUUAUACUCUGUACAACAUAUAAAUCAAACAAUAUGACAAAUUCUUCUAUGAAAAGAGAUUUAGAUCUGCAUAAAAUAUAGAUCUUCAGAUAUUUAUUUAUGCCCAGAAGUGACGUCCUUAAUGACAUCAAGCGUACAUUCUUAUGGAUGGGAUUUUCUGGGCUUCCGUUUCCCAUUCUUUCCUUGGGGAACAUGACCAAAAUGUUAAUCGGGAUGAAUGCAAUGAUAAUUCUAUUGUUUUCCAGUAUGUCCUGAAGACCUUGAAUUGUCUUUACAUAAUAUUAAAGACCACAACGCACACCACAAAUGAGUUACAACCAUAUCAUUAUUAUGACGGACACAUUCUCGUUUGUUGGCGUGUGAUGUAUAAUUCUGCGUCUUAAAUAUCCCAUUAAAUCAAUGUAAAUGCUUAUACUGCAUUAUAUCUGCAUUGUGUCCCAUGUGCAUUCAUACUGCAUGGUGUGUCCGCCUGAUAUACUAAAUAAAUAGUAUGUAUUAGGCUUAUCACUGAGCAUUUGUGCUAGAUGCAACCUACCCGCCAGUUCUUGUCAGGCUGAUGAUAUCAUCUAGGCAUUUCUAAGGAAGACUAAACAUCACUAUUUAGAAGCUGAACUCAAUAAUUCACUGUAACACUACAGUCAUAUUGGAACUGACUUCUGGCAGCGCUUGUGUUUGUAAGAUACAUUUAUCAUGGCAAUCAUCUUCAAUUUUCUCAUCAUAUCUUUUUGGCAACACUUUUUUCCCUCUGUCCUAAAGCUGCGCUUGUAUGAAAGGACACCGAAUCCAAGAUUAUUUUUUACUGUACUUAAAUGGACACAGCAAGGUGGAUAUUCCAUCCACAAUAUGUUAUGCCUAUUAUGGAUAUUAGGCUAUAAG